AUGGCGGCUGCAAGUUCCGUAAUCUCUAUGUAUCACCAUCCGACAUAUUACGAAGAUACGGCUCUACCGCUUCCAAAUUGUAUGUAUGGCCUGCCCAGCUACUAUCCGACGAGUUCAAAACUUGAGGUAGAUCGUGAAACUGAAUGGUGUUCAAUGUAUAAAACAAUUUAUUGCAACACGUGUUCGAGCUUGUGAGCUUUUUUUCGCCUACGCAGCGAUCACUCAUCUAAUUUUUAAUUCUAGGACCGCAACGCACAGCUGCCGUCAUCGAGUCUUCAGAGUCUCGAAAGAAAACAAGAGGAUAUUCUUCGUGAACUGAAUGGCCUGAAAACUUCCGUUGAAGAAGUUGCCAAGCUACUGGGAGUUUCUCUUCCGCGUCCAAAAGGGAAAGUAAGCAGAGUGCACUUCAAUGAUUACUACAUUUUUAGGCUAAAUAAUAAAAAUCCUCACAGGAGAUUACUAGAUGUCGAUCUGCAGCCAUUAUGAGGCCAGUGAAAGAUUCGGGCUACCCCACCUCUAGUAGGGAUGCUUCUUAAUUUUUUUCUAACCAUUGGGUUCGAAAAAUAAAAGUUAAAUGUGCUGGUAAUAACACUAUUUUUUCCAAAGGCCGGGAGAGGUCAGGAAUAAGAAUUGCACAAAAAAGUAAAAAGGGUUUUUUUGAAAACCAGUAAACAAAGGUUUUUUUUGUCAGUGGAAAAGCAGUUAAUGUUUCCUUUUUACAGGUUACUUUUCUUAUUUUGAUAACACUUUAUUACCAGCCUGAUUGACUGACUGACUGAUUGACAGACCGACCUCUGACUUGCUAACUGAUUGUAAAUUGAUGGACCAACCCAGAAGACUGACUGAUUGACCACAAAAGGACUUACAUAUGAGUAAUUGAUUGAUUGAUUGAUUGAUUGACAAAGCAAUAAUCACUGUCGAUUACCACACAGGUUUCUCCAACAACAUGUGAUUUUGUGAUGUCUGCUUCACCGAGUGACCCUCCACUUAUUAUCAGCACCCUACAACAUAUUAUGAAGCAGAGAGGGCUUGCCCAUACAACAGCCAUGUUCAGCCACUCGUCAGUGAAACAACCUAUUCCUGAUGCUGUCAGAAUGCAGUUUCAGAACUUCUCCAAAUGUAGUAAAGGAGUUGGGCGUGCCCCAAUCAUUUUAACUAUUGUUUGGAAAGAAGGUAAAUAUUUAAGUUACCUUUCAUGCCACCUCUCAAUUGAUCAACAUUUUUUAACUAAGCAAAAUUGUGUCAAAGACAAAAAUCUUUAGCUAUGUGUUAUUUUGGAGCAAGGCUAAAGUGUGUUGAUUUUUUCUGAUACUAUUAACAUGUUUCAAGUGUUCCUUCUCAUUGUAAAAGUUCAAUGAGAAAAGUUUAAUCUUUCUGUCAAGAUUCCAAGUCAGUUUUUACCACAGUUGGCAGUAAUGUCGCAGUCUGAUUGGCCAAUUUGCUACUGUUGAGAAGAGUACAGACAAUGUUGCUCCCGUCACAAUCUUGAUCAUGCACUGAAAGAAUCUUUAUAUUUUACAUGAUACUGUGGUAAGAAACAAAUUGACAGUGGUCAAGCAUGGUCUGUACUCAUAUCAACAUAGAUAUUUGUCAUCACAAUGGUCAAAAUUUGUUGCCAACCUACUCGGCUGCACCUCGUGAGUCCACAUCAAUUUGUUAAAUGGAUUGUCAACAGCAGUAUUGUGACAGUUAUAGUACUAGGCUAAGUCUUUGCUAGUUUAUGAGAUUAAAUUGUAGUAUUGUGACAGUUAUAGUACUAGGCUAAGUCUUUGCUUGUUAAUGAGAUCAAAUGUUAUUUAAAGUUCAUCCAGUGAACACUGUAACGUAUUACUAAGAUUCUUUAUCUUUUGUUCCUUUCAGUGGGAGAUCUUCCUUCUCUAGUAGUGUCUCCAUCUGGCCACAAUCCGUUGACUGGUGAAAUAACAAUUGCUCGCUUCCUCUGCCGCACAUUUCUCCCUGACUUGUAUGGUAAUUUAACACCUGAAGAGUCUGCAUGUGUGGACAACUGGAUUGACAAAUCACUAGCAAGCAGCAAAGAGCGAACUGCUGCCUUAAAAAGUCCUGAAUUAAAGCUUGCAAAACAGUGGAUUCUUGGUGGGAAAAUGACCUUGGCUGAUAUUGUACUUGCCUGUAGCAUUGUUAAGCAGAAUGGUGCAGAUCAUGUACAUGAUGAUGUGAGGAAAUGGAUGAUGAGGAUUCCUGGACUUUUGACGAAGUAAUUGAACCAGUUCAUUAUCUAUUCACAAUUAUCAGUGUACACAGCUUACAAUGUAACUGUACCUUAAACUUUCUAAAGUGUGUUUGGCUCUGUAUGAAAUUACAAACUAAGUACAUUGAACCGAAACUUCCACAGUGGAAGUGUUGAUAGAAUUUCACUUUAGGAAUUUGGCUUCAGCCUGUUAUGUCUUUUUGCCAUCAAAGGCAAGUACAACCACAGGACUCUUGCCAGUGCCAGCCUAUUGUAGGUUAAGCAUAUUGUGUAAUGUUGCUGUUCAGUUGUUGAUUGUUCAAUCCAAAAGGAUCAGAGUGAGAAAUCAGGAAAAAAACAUUUUGGAUAUAGAAUAAACCAAAUAAACCAAAUAAACACUGUUAAAGUUAAAUAAACACUUAAAAAGUAAAAAAAUAUCAUCCCAAACUGUAAUCAUGUAAAAGCGAAAUUCACAUUUCGAAUUUUGUUGUCAGAUUAGAACAGAAAUGUGCUCAAUUUUGUUGUUUGUGUGUGCUCACUAUUUGACAACCAGCACAGGUUUGUUUUAUGGUAAAUAUGAGAGAGAAAAUCUGGGACUUAAAGUGGUGUCUGCAUAUUGCCGGGUGUUUGGGUGAAAUUAGGUCUGGAACUCAAGGGGUUAAAAGCACAAAGCAUUCACUAAAUAGGGAUCUUGCCUCAAGGUGGUGUAAGAGAGGUAUUAAGAUGUAAUGCUAAAGAAAGGGUUGACAAAUUAAUCUGUUACCAGACUCGUGUGACGUUUUGACCCUUUGAAUGAUAUUAGCUUCUAGUUUCUCCUUACAAUAUAAACUUUGAAUCACACAUCAUGAUUGCAGUUGGAAAGGAAAUGAUCAUCAGCUUUAGAAGCUCUUGAUUUUUAGAAAAUUUUCCUUUUCAGCACCUUAGGAAAUUAUGGAGAUCAGUGAGAAGAAUAUGCAUACUGAUGUUGGGGUGCAAAGGGUAAACUGCAUUAUAGAACACGGCUCAUUUGAGAG
Messenger RNA from Pocillopora meandrina, 3201 nucleotides. The record is from the annotation of a GenBank genome assembly. Lineage: Eukaryota; Metazoa; Cnidaria; Anthozoa; Scleractinia; Pocilloporidae.